AUGGUGAACGCUAUUAUUCGCGACGCUCCUUUUGGCCAGUUAGUUCGGAUUUUGACGGGAAAUCGCAUCUUCAAGUACGCAGAAGAAGAUCCAAACUUUAGAUUUCCCAUCUCCUACGCUUUCACGGGACCUACGGAUGCAGAGAACACCGAGAAGCAAGAGCUUCGAGAUGACAGCACUUUCCAAACUCAGAAAGCAAGCAUUGAGGAAACGGUUGAGGACUCUGUGAGAGACAUGGAGAAGGUUGCGUCGGCCUCUACUAGUGUCACGGACUCGAGUGCAAGGCUUCGUCCUGUGUCAUCCAAUAUCACACGAAUAAAGUCACUACCAUAUACUCCUGAGAGGUUGCAUCAAGACGAGCAGGCUGCGAUAGAGCGAACAGAGUCAAGACCAAUCGCACCGACCAAAACCGCAGACGGAUUGAUUCUUGUGGACUGGUACUCCACGGACGAUCCGGAAAAUCCGCAGAACUGGUCGUUCAAGAAGAAAAUAUGGACGGCACUCCUGAUCGAUAUUUACACCUUCGUAGUGUAUUGCUCAAGUAGUAUCUACGUCUCUAGCGAGGAGUUGGUGCGAAUCAGAUUUGGUGUUGCACCCUUCAAGGCCUCUCUCGGCCUGGCUCUCUACGUCUUGGGGUAUGGCAUCGGUCCUUUGAUUUUUGCUCCGUUAUCGGAAGUCCCGACUUUUGGAAGAAACAUCCCCUACAUUACGACUUUCGCUCUGUUCACUACCCUGGCUCUACCUGCUGCUCUGGUGGACAAUUUAGGGGGCUUACUUGUACUACGUUUUUUCCUCGGCUUUUUCGGUAGCCCGUGUCUAGCUAACGGAGGCGCAAGCAUGGGAGACAUGUUCUCGCUUUUGUAUCUGCCCUACGCCAUGGCGUUCUGGGUCAGUGCCGCCUUUGCCGCACCCGCCCUCGGUCCCUUGCUCUCCGGCUUCGCCGUCUACGCAGAAAACUGGCGUUGGUCACAGUGGGAGGUACUAUGGAUGGCUGGGCCCGUCUUCCUUUUGUUCUUCUUCUUCCUGCCCGAGACUUCGCCCUCGAAUAUUCUGCUCCAUCGCGCAGCCCGUCUACGAAAGGCGUCGGGUAAUGAGAACAUUCGCUCGCAGACCGAGAUAGAGAGGAAGGAUACGCCACUCAGCACCAUCAUUCUCGAAGCGAUCUGGAAGCCUAUGGAGAUCACAUUCAAGGACCCUGCGAUACUCUUCGUGAACAUAUAUACAGCGUUGAUCUAUGGCAUUUACUACAGUUUCUUCGAGGUCUUCGCACUUGUGUAUCCUGUCAUGUACGGCUUCAACGUUGGCAGAACAGGCCUCGUGUUCUUGUGCAUCAUUGUUGGCUGCAUUAUAUCUAUGGCCAUAUACUUCUCUUACCUACACUUCUAUCUAAUUCCCGACGUACUCAAAAAUGGCCUCCGUGCACAAGAAUUUCGCCUUCGACCUGCGCUUAUCGCUUGCUUUGGGCCCACAAUUGGACUGUUCAUGUUUGCGUGGCUUGCGAACCCUAGCAUUCACUGGGUGGGCACUGUGGUCGGAUGUACAAUUUAUGCGGUCACCGUGUAUGUAAUCAUGCAGUGUAUCUUCACUUAUGUCCCAAUGUCCUACCCGCAGUACGCCGCGUCGCUUUUUGCCGGAAACGAUUUUUUCCGCUCGCUAUUUGCUUUUGGAUCGGUUCUAUUCUCGAGAUCAAUGUACGUUAAUCUUGGUGUGGAUAAAGGUUUAAGUCUUUUAGCUGGUCUAAGUGUCAUGGGCAUCAUUGGAAUGUGGGUGCUGUACAUCUACGGAGCAAGAUUGAGGGCGAGGUCAAAGUUCGCUGUUUCUUGA
Messenger RNA from Paraphaeosphaeria sporulosa, 1824 nucleotides. Its product is annotated as multidrug transporter. Gene Ontology annotation, biological process: xenobiotic detoxification by transmembrane export across the plasma membrane. Lineage: Eukaryota; Fungi; Ascomycota; Dothideomycetes; Pleosporales; Didymosphaeriaceae. Bases 1 to 1824 code for a protein of 607 amino acids. The record is from RefSeq and is a predicted model, not a curated record. Gene Ontology annotation, molecular function: fluconazole transmembrane transporter activity. The transcript has 10 exons.